UGCUUAAUUUGCAGAGCUGUGGAGGAUGUAAAGCGAAAUAAAAACCACUGAAGGAAAGGAAGUUUGGCCUUGCAGGAACUCAAUAACUUGAUCUUGAGAUAUGAGGGGGAAAAAAGAUAAGGCACAUGUCGUGUUAAAGAUGUUAAGUGAUGCUUUCACAACACUUUUUCACGCACUUGUUCUAACAUCAACGCAUCUCACUUUUUCAUUACUAAACCUGUUUUAAAGAGUUUUUCUUAUUGGACUAAAACCAAUCGACAAAAUUUCACAUGGUUUGGUUCUGUUUGUGCUUGUGGUGUCUGGCUGGUGUGUUUGGGGGUAUUCAUGGGCUGAAGGCGGUGUCAGUAACGGAGGAACAAUCUGUCACUUUACACACGGACAGAGAAAUGAGAAAAAAUGAUCGGAUUCUAUGGAGGUUUGGACCAGAAAACCUUUUAAUAGCUGAAAUUAGUGUAGAGGACAAAAGUGUGACUGUGAAAGACUACGAUGGACGAUUCAGAGGCAGAAUGAAUGUGGAUCAUCAAACCGGAUGUUUGACCAUCACAAACACCAGAAUUGAACACGCUGGACAUUAUGAACUCCAGAUCAACUCUAGGAAGAGGUUUUUCCUUCUCACUGUCAAUGUCAUGGUUGUCAGUAAUUACGAGAUGAAGUCAGUUUCAGUGAUGGAGGGAAACUCUGUCACUCUACACUCUGAUACCGAAAUAAGGAACAAUGAUCUGACUCAGUGGAGGUUUGGAGGCUAUCUGAUAGCUGAAAUCAAGGAAAUGUCCAACAUCACUGUAUACGAUGAUGUUCUUGAAGGGAGAUUCAGAGACAGACUGCAGGUGGAUGAAGAAACCGGAUCUUUGAACAUCACGAAUGUCAGAUUUGAACACACUGGGUUUUAUAAACAACAGACCAACUCUUUCAACAAGGUUUUUACUCUCAGUGUCUAUGCUCCUCUGCCCGUUCCUGUCAUCUUCAGCCACUGUCCUCCUUCAUCUUCGUCAUCAGCAUCCAGAUGUGUGCUGCUGUGCUCAGCAGCGAAUGUGGAUGAUGCGACUCUCUCUUGGUACAGAGGAUACAGUUUAUUGUCCUACAUCAGCGUGUCUGAUCUCAGCGUCAGUCUCUCUCUGCCUCUGGAGGUGGAAUAUCAGGAUCAAAACACCUACAGAUGUGUGCUGAACAAUUCGUUCACUGAGCAGACUCAACAUCUGGACAUCAGUGAACACUGUCACAUAUGCUCAGACUCAGUUUGCGGUUGUGGCACCGUUCAGGCUGUGAUCCGAUUGGUCGUCACUGCUCUUGUGGGCGUGGCUGCCGUGGCCGCUGCUGUUGUUUUACAUUAUGACAUCAGAUCCAGAAGAGCUGCUCUUUUAGGCACAGCUGAGCCAGAUUGUGAAGAGAUUUAAAAACAACAUUACUAUAUAUACUCUGUACUAUAUGGAAAGCCAAAGAAGUUUAAAUGACGAUUAAAACCAUUAUAAUAAUCUCA
Molecule: messenger RNA, 1477 nt
Organism: Puntigrus tetrazona (Sumatra barb)
Lineage: Eukaryota; Metazoa; Chordata; Actinopteri; Cypriniformes; Cyprinidae
Exons: 5
Coding region: 270-1394 (374 amino acids)
Source: RefSeq, a predicted model, not a curated record